ACCUGCAAUAAAACUGGUAAUAUUUAAAAAAAAUAUGUAUGUUUUUAAAUUAAAAAAAAGCUUUUAUAAUUUAGGUAAACGCAUUAAUAACGAUAAUUCUAGUAUUUUGGCUAAAAAUAAACGUACACGCAUGAAUACAACAACAACAUCUGCAUUUAUUCAAACGAAAUCGGCAUUUAACGGAUUAUGUCAAGAGUUUUUUAAAAAGAAUAUUGAUAAUAUUAAAAAAGUUAGAGAAUUUUUAGACAUUUCAAAGCCCGAGUUGAUCGAAUUACUAAAUAAAACCGUUCAAAAUUCUCCAAUAAAAUAUAAUGUUAAAUUAGAGGCAACAUAUAUAAUACCUAAUACCGAAAUUAAAGAAAAUAGAGCAUUCAAAACUAGUGCAAGAUCAUUGUUUCAAGUAGAUAAUAUAAACGAAAUGUUAGAAGCUGAUUUUAUAAAGUUACUUGAAGAAGAAGAAAAAAUGACCAACAAAGGUAGCGGCUUUUCGUUAAAUAGUAUAGACGGUUUAAUUAUAAAUAUUAACCGGUUCAAACCUAUAGGAGGUUCUUCUUACUUGCCAUUACCGACACACAUAGAAAACAAAAAAGCCACCAUUAAUGUUCAAAAUAUUGAUAACAAAUGUUUUAAGUAUAGCAUAUUAGCGAAACAUGUAAAUCCUGUUCAUGCCGAGAGAAUAGGUACAAAUUAUACCGAAGUGGAAGAUAAAUAUGAUUUUUCUAAUUUAAAUUUCCCCGUAAUGAUAAAUGAUAUUAAAAAAUUUGAACGUUUGAAUAAUGUGUCGGUUAAUGUUUAUAAUAUAAAAAAAGGAGAAAUCACUUAUAAAAAUAAUGUAAAAAAAUUAUCAAAAAUUAUUAAACCAGUUUACGGUAUUUCCAAUAAAAGUGUGCACAACUGAAUUAGAAGAUCACCAUGAUUUAUUAUUAUUUGGUGAUGGGUCAGGUAAAGAC
Messenger RNA from Aphis gossypii (cotton aphid), 950 nucleotides. RefSeq lists its product as uncharacterized. Bases 35 to 898 code for a protein of 287 amino acids. NCBI's taxonomy places the organism in Eukaryota, Metazoa, Arthropoda, Insecta, Hemiptera, Aphididae. The record is from RefSeq and is a predicted model, not a curated record. The transcript has a single exon.